Messenger RNA from Scleropages formosus (Asian bonytongue), 6996 nucleotides. It is a transcript of the gene tbc1d10b, whose product is annotated as TBC1 domain family, member 10b. Bases 560 to 3226 code for a protein of 888 amino acids. Gene Ontology annotation, biological process: regulation of GTPase activity. NCBI's taxonomy places the organism in Eukaryota, Metazoa, Chordata, Actinopteri, Osteoglossiformes, Osteoglossidae. The transcript is spliced from 10 exons. Gene Ontology annotation, molecular function: GTPase activator activity; small GTPase binding. The record is from RefSeq and is a predicted model, not a curated record.
UACGGAAGCCCCUGAAGUGCAAUGAAUUGUCAUUUUCCGUCUACACCUUGUACACUUUCCGGUGGGAGGGACGUCGCGGCGCGCUCCCGACGCUGAACAGCUCGAGAUUCGUAGCGGCAGGUGCGGGAGCGCGCACGUCGCUGUCAGUUACAUGAGGAAAUGUAGACGGGGAGUUUAUGAAUUUAUCAACCGCACAGAGACGAGAGACAAGAGAAGUGGACAUAUCCGAGAAAAACGGCAACAAGAAGAGAAAUCAAAGGUGCCGAGUUAAAACAUUAAUAAGUUCCGCGGAAUCUCGGAAGGAAUCUAACAUGAUGGAGCACGACUGUACGAUGCCUGUUCCGGGCCGGUAAUCAGCUCGUUGGGGCAUCGCUUUUCCGCCUUGCUCUCUCUCUACUCCCUGUAUCCGUUAUCUUCUCGAUCGUCUGCUCUUGAGUCCACCCCCGGCAGAGACAUCAAAUACUGCAGCUGUGGGAGAGAUCGUGGGGGGCCUUGGGCGCCCGGGCGGAAGCAGCACGCUGGACACUGCGGCUGUAGGCAGUGGCAGUAAGAAGCAGCCAUGGCUGAGAUCACUGCCCUCACCCCUUCUCCUCCAGGACUGGGUGAAUCCCACAUCUCUCCCACCCUGCCUAACCCCUCAGAGCUGCACCCUCAUCCAAAAUCCCCUGCAGAGUCAUCUAAGCACUCCCCUGUACUCAAGUCAGCCCUGUAUGGGGACUCCUCUGUGGUAGGACCCUUGAGAGGAUUAAAAGAGACCACACCGGAUGGCAAGGGACCACCUCCUACUCCUCCAAAACCUGGCCACAUAAAGCUGAACCGGGAAGGUGCUUCUGGAUCGGAGUCGGGACCUCGUAUUCCAACAUCUCCACUGGUUGGACAGGGUGCCUGUCACCCUGGUAAGGGUGCAGAGGUAAUUAAUGCACAGCAGGUGGAUCUCCAGAUUGGGCAUGAGAUUGUGGGGGUCAAAGCAGAGAUACAAAGUCCCUCCCCCAACAGUAAUCCCAAUCCCAGUCUCUCCCCAAAUGUGACUGCGAACCAAGGCCCUAAUCCCAGUGCCGAUGGCCAAGUCUCCGGUGCCCCUGAGACUCUCCCCCCGCAACUUCUAGUGAGCACUGCUCCAGUGACAGGUACAGCUACCGCUGAAGCACAAGCGCAGCAACAGGGUCACGACCCCCAGGCAAAAGCACUGGCCACUCCCAAGAAGGCAGAGCACCCUGUCUCUGCCAGAAUGGAGCUUCCUGGGAGCCCCAUCCCUAUUGUCCAGGAACCAGCCCCUGCUGCCUUUAUGCCCAGCCAGCACCCCCGGCCAGCUCCGGACACGCUUAGUUACUUGGAAUCUGCCAGCCUCAUGUCGGGGACCUUGGAGUCCCUGUCAGGCCUUGGCGAGGACAGCUCUGUGGGCUCUGACUCUGAGAUCAAUGGCAUGGUGUUCAGGCGCACCGACAAGUACGGCUUCCUCGGGGGGGCACAGUACACAGAUGGCAGCGAGCGGGAGUUAGGGGUGGAUGUGGCGAGGCAGAGGGAAGUGAAGUGGCUCGAAAUGUUCCGCAGCUGGGACAAGUGGGUUUUGAGACGCUUCCCAAAGGUGAAGAUACGUUGUAGGAAAGGCAUCCCAUCGUCCCUACGGGCCAAGGCCUGGCAGAUGCUCUCUAACAGCCAUCAGCUCCUGGAGAACAACCACGGCAAAUUUGAGGAGUUAGAGAGGGAACCGGGAGACCCGAAAUGGCUGGACAUUAUAGAGAAAGACCUGCACAGACAGUUCCCCUUUCACGAGAUGUUUGCUGCACGAGGUGGACAUGGGCAGCAGGACCUGUACCGAAUAUUGAAGGCCUACACGGUAUACCGGCCUGAUGAGGGCUACUGCCAGGCACAGGCACCAGUGGCCGCUGUGCUGCUCAUGCACAUGCCUGCAGAGCAAGCUUUCUGGUGUCUGGUGCAGAUCUGUGAGAAGUAUCUCCCUGGUUACUACAGUGCCGGCCUGGAAGCCAUUCAACUUGACGGGGAGAUUUUCUUUUCUUUACUGCGACGCGUCUGCCCAAUGGCUUACCGCCACCUGAAGAAGUUCAAGAUUGACCCCAUCCUCUACAUGACAGAGUGGUUCAUGUGCAUCUUCUCACGCACUCUUCCCUGGGCCUGCGUUCUGCGUGUCUGGGAUAUGUUCUUUUGUGAAGGUGUAAAGAUCAUGUUCCGGGUUGGCCUGGUGCUGCUGAAGCAAAUGUUAGGUUCUGUGGACAAGCUGCGGGAGCUGCAGGGCAUGUACGAGACAAUGGAGCGUCUGCGGAACAUCCCUCCAGAGACCGUUCGAGAGGAUGUGCUGGUGCAAGAGGUGACAUCUCUGGCUGUGACAGAGGCCCUCAUUGAUCGGGAGAGCAAUAUUCAGGUGCGCAAGUGGCGGGAGUCACGAGGAGAGCUGACCCACCAGCCCCGCCGCCGGCUCCACGGCACACGUGCCAUCCAUGAGCUCAAGCACCGUGCUGCCGCCAUUAGCUCAGGCGGCAGCUUCUCUUUCUUGGGGGGCCCUGCCCCACCACCCGGACCCCUCAGGGCAUCUUCCAGCCUUCUGUCCCUGCCUGGCUUCCGCAAAUCCAAAGCACCUUUCUUGCCAGUUGCCAAGAAGAGUUCCCCCACAGAGGUCCGUGGCCUUGAUGUGGCCUCACUGCCACCUCAGAGCCCCACAGGGAGGGUGCCACUACCACCCAUCUCAGGAACUGCGAAGCCACAUGUUCCACCCACCACAAGCCAUGCAGUCAGGUCAGCACAGAGCUCCACUCCUGGCUGUACCAAGAAUCCAGCAGCAGCAAGAGAACAGGAUAAUCAGAGUGCCCCCAACAAGGGGCCUACUCCACCUCAAACCCUCUUACCUGCCCCCAUAGUCAUCUCUGAGCAGAUUACUCCAACCAUACCAUCCCCUGCUGCCAACAACAUGCCUCUUCCGCCUGCUGUUGACAGUGCACGCAUAGGCACUGCCACAGGGGGUGCCCCUGAGGAGGAGGGCAAGAAAAAGAAGAAAAGCAAAGAGGACAAGAAGAAGAAGGAGGAGGAGAAGCAGAGGGCCAAGGAACGGAAGGAGAAGGAGAAGCAGGAGAAAGAUAAGCAGAAAAAAGAGAAGGAGAAGGCAGAGAAAGAGAAGAAGAAGGAGAAGGGAGGAAAGAAGAAGGAGAAGGGAAGCGGUAGUGGGGAGACAGAGGAGAAGAAUGGAGGCGCUGCACCGAAAAAUUUGCCCUAGUCUGCAGCGCGAUACUCCUCUUUUCUUUUAUGCAGGAAGAAAGGGGAGGGCCAGGAAACUGGGUCAACAGAGCAAGGUGACCGAGGAGAGGGAGAGCUAGGCCGUUGUUGAAGGGACAGGCACAGUUGGCAUAGUGUGUUUCAUUUCGGUCACUGCACGACAGCUGUCAAUAGCUGCAGACAGCUGCAACGUUAAUAACUGGAUCAUAAUUUAUAAAAAUACAUUGUUUGUCAUGUUGGCUGUCACUUUAAAUUUUUCACCUGAUAACACAAAAUUUCUUAUUAUACAAGGAUUGAACCCAAUGGUUCUGCACAACUCAUUAGUUAUGAUAAUUUAGUUUUUUCUUUUUUAAGUAGACUUAUUUGAGGAGUGAAGUGUACAUACAAGAAAGAAACAAAAUUGAUGCUCCGUUUGUGACAAUUGUUUGUAAAUAGACUUGUCUAUUUAGUGUCUGAAGGACCCCACUUGCCCUACUACAUCCUUCAAUGGUCUGUCCUCUGUGAUGUGUAGGUAGGCCAGUCAGUCAUUGAAUCGUAAUGCAUAAAAGCCUUUGCGACCAUAGCAAGGCUCACAAAAGCCCAUGAUACCACUGAAAAUAAUACUGGGUGUGUGGGAGGUUUAUAUUUAUUGUACAUCUGUGUGUGUGUCCAUGUUUAGUGUUUUUGUAACGUCGUGCAAGUCUGUGAGUAUUGUGUCUUUCAUUCUUUUUUCUUCAUGGCCUUUUUUCUAUUUUACCUUUUACACCUGCCCAGUGAUACUGUCUGUGUGUGUGUGUGUGUGUGUGUGUGUGUGUGUGUGUGUGUGUGUGUGUGUGUGUGUGUGUGUGAGAAUGAGUAAGAAAGAGGAAUUGGGAACAAGACUGGAGUGUGUGGAUAAGUGUUUACGUGUGUUGUAGCCAGUCGUAGCAAAUUUUAACAGUUGCGUUAUCUUUUUAAUUAAGCGUUGUUCAAUGGGCAACAUUUUGUUUCUGUUUACAGGGCAUGUUGAAGAAAAUAAUACAUUUGGCCUAUAAUUGUUUAGUUGUGGUUAGGAAACCAAGUCAACUUCCUACAUAUCCUUAAUUUAAAGGAUUAAGAAAUAACAGAAUCCAGAAAUCUUUGGGCUUAUUGAUCUAUCAUCCUUGUGUCUUUCUUAGAGCUAAUGUCACAUCGAUUACUACAUCUUGUAUCAAAAAUCCAGGUCUGAAAUUGAACCCCAUGUGUGCACUGACAUGAGAUGAGCACACUGGAUCUUAAGUGUUUCACUAGUAAGUCAGAACUGCCAGUUAAUAUGAGAACCAUCAGUGUAUGAGUCAUUUCGCCCCAACCAACUGUCUGAGCAUCACUAGGUAUUAUUCUCAUUUCAUGCAAGUUUGUGGCAGUGUGAAAAUGCUGCCACUGUGCAAUUGUUGGCUAUGAAGUAUGAAUAUUAUUGUAGUUUCAAAUUUUGUUUACUGUUUACUCCAGUUGUUGGAAGGGCAACACGAUUGUGAGCACUUCUGCUGAUUUUUGAAUUGACUGAUGUCCAGCUCAUUUCAAUUACAAACCAGCACUCCACCAACCUGUGCAAUCUAGUGUUCGAGCUCCAGCUUUAUUUAUUGUAGCAUUAGCUUCCAACUGACACCUUGGGCUUGUAAUAUAUACUUUCAGUAAUUUAACCAGAUAUAUAUUGUACAUUAUUCUGUUGUUAUUUUUGUAUGCUAUUAUGAAAUGCCUGGAUGACUGGAAUGAUGGCAGGCCCUGAGACUCUUCUCCCCUAAGGUUACCCCUGGACAGGUCACCUUCUGUAAAUGUUCAUACACAUCAGUUUCAUCUGUAUGUUCUCAACCCCUCCACCUCCCCCAUCAGUUCAUGUGCACUGUUAAUUCUGAGGCGGCUCUUUCCGUUUUGCCUUUAGGAGCGUCAUGCCUGACUGACUUGCGUGAAACAGCAGAAAGACUGUGAGAAUCUCAUAAAGGGCAGGGACAGGGAUAUGGCCACAUGGUUUGUUGUUGCUCAAGGAGGUCUUUUCUUUAUCUUUGUCCCUUGAGCUGUGAUAGGUGUUCUGAUGGCUUCUGUGUGGUAGUUGACCAUUAAAUGUUGUAGUUAAGCACAAUGUAUAUCUUCUUGCUUUAAGCUUCCAACAGCAUUUGAACAGCUGUCCUUCCAUUUGAAUCAAAACUACAUGAGUUGAGUGUUGUACUGGGUUAAAGGAUAUUAUGAUGAAGUGUUUUGAACUUGCAUUCAACUCUGAGUUAUUUUUUUUACUGUACAGCUUAGUGAAAUUUUUUAUGAUGAGGUGAAGAGACUGCAGGCACAUGGAAAAUAUGUUUUGAUAUACACUAGCAGAGCAAGUCUCUGCUUAGGACAAUGGCCGUCAUCUAACUCAAGACCCUUGAAACGUCAAAGCAUCGAACUGAUGGAAAACAUGUCUAUUCCAGUUCACUUUGACCACUAUUCUUAGAUCGCACUUGUUGCCAUGGUUAUAACUGGUUUGGAGUUCACAUUACCUUGGCAGUAUAUGAAAGAAGUGACUCUAUAAGUUGCCUGAUUAAAAUACCAUAGCCUGUUAUGUGCUGUCAUACUUUUACUUAAAGGUGAUUUUCAUACCGUCAAAACAAUGAGACAAGUUUUAACCUUGAACUUAAUCUGGAAUUUUAUACCUUACACCUGUCUUUUUAAUCAACUUCCUUUACCUAGGGCUACGUGUGUCAGCAACAUAUAUUAAUCUGCAGACCACGUUAGUGUUGAGUUUAGAUGUUCCUGCAACAUUUAAUCAAACAUAGUAUGGAAAGAGAUGUAACUAUACAUGUUCCUUUUUGGGAUUGAUCUUGUAUUAUCCAUAUUUUUGCAUUGUAAACUACAUGCCAUAAAUGUGUGAUAGCUGAGAUAUAGACUAACCUUUAACUUAUUUACAGUGAUUAGAUAUUUGAACAUGUUUCGUAGAGGAUCUUCAGUGUCCAGGAGUUGUGUUAAUGCCAGGAAUUGCUAACUGCAGUGACACUGAUAGUUUGUACUGUUCUUCUGAGUUCAGGUUGUGAGAAAUUUGCAGAUGAUCUUCAUCACCCUCAAGUGUCGUGUUCUCAAGUGUCUUUCGUGUUAGUAUAGCUUAAUGUGUGCAACUUGUCCCGUGUUGUCUGCAUCCGCACGGUCACCCUGUUGCAGCGACACAUGGUGUUCAAAGAGCUACAAACAAGAGGAGAAUAAUCCUCUGUCUAUGCACGCCCUGUGAUUACGCCAUGUGAGCUGUGGGUGGAACCCAGUACCUGCAGUGCUGACACUCCCUGGAGGGUGGGAAUCCCAACACUGAAUGUGACUAUGCAAACGAACCAGAGCCGUGACUCAUGCAGCCAACGCUGGGCCUUUGGCAGAACUGCUGUUGGCUCUGCUUCGCUGGUACUAAUCCAGAGGGAAGGUCCAGCAGGCCUGAGCUCCUCACCCUGCUAUACCUGGAGGGACUUGGGUACCCACUCUGUCAUCACACCCCUCCUUUAGUAUUAAUUACCUCCUGUGUUUUUGCAACUGUUGCAAUUGUACUCAUUUUUCAUGACCAAACAUUUCAGCAGUUUCAAACAAAUAAAGGUUUAUGCAAUGAUUUAAACGCUAAAGCAAAGCAAAGUUGGAAGAAGCAGAAUGUGGAUCUGUGUUUUGGGGCUAGGGACCAAACGACAGAAAAUAAAACAACGAACUGGAACGACUCAAAUAUUUUAUUUUUUAAUUCAUUCUUGUAUGUAUUUUGUUUUUAGAUUUUUUUAAUCUUAUUUGUUAUUUUGAAUGUUUUUGUUUAAGGGUUUACAAGAGACCACAAUGAUC